CAAUCCGUCUUCUUCAUCGUUUCUCUCUUCCUCGAUCAUAUACUUCGUCUCCUUCCUGAAACUUUGGGUGCCUGUCUUAUCGAGACACCCAUUACCAAAACAUCAUCGUACCUUCAAAUCUUUUGCUUUUUUUUAUUUAACUUUUUUUUUCCUGUUACCCAAUUUUCUCCCCGAUCAGAAAUAUCAUAAUCUAAUCGCAAAAUCCAAAAUUUUGAAUUUUUUCUCCCGUUCUCAUCGCGUUGUCCUACCGAUAAAAUUCCCUCCUUUUUUUCCGGGAAUAAAAGCAGGGACAAAUAAAAAUUCUGGCAUCUCAGGGUCGUUCUUAUCUGCCUCCAGUAAAAAUAUAGGUUUUUUCCUCUGCUUUCACCAAUUUCUCUGCUUCAGCUAUCGGUAGUAAGGGUUACGCUGAUUACAAUAUAGGUCAUCUGAUCCUGCAACUCAGUUGCAUGAUUGCUGUUCCUGUUUUGGUCGGAUUCUUCACAAUCGUCAGAUGAGACCGAUUCUUCGAUCUGUUCGCAACUUUAGAUGGCCUUUCAGGCAUCAAGAACGCAGUUUUCUAAGCAUCCAAACAAAAAACCGCACCCAUUUGAUCAAUACCAAUCAGAAUCAUGCUCUUCAGAUCAAUUUCAAUGGCGAUAUUGAUACAGCUUUGUGUUCAAGAAGGGUUAGUUUCUUGAGAGCUUUAUCAACUGCAGCUGCUGAUGCUUCCGCACAAACUGUUUCUGUUUCAGAUGUAAAUAGAACGGGCCCCCUUAUCGAGUAUGAGAGAAGAAUCACCUCUGGUGAGCUCAUGAAUGGCGAUAUGUGCCAAUUUGGGGCGUUGGCAGAGCUCCAGAGGCUGUAUGAUGGGCUCGUGGAAUCAGAAAAUGAAUGUCAGUUAGAUCGGUAUAGGACUUCGGAUAAAUCGACAAGAAGCCGAUGGUUCUGGUCUCGGAUAAUGCCUCAGUCAUCAUCGUUCUCGCCCGUCAAGGGACUGUACCUCUAUGGAGGGGUUGGAACAGGAAAGACUAUGUUAAUGGACUUGUUCUUUGAUCAAUUGCCUUGCAAUUGGAGGAAACAGAGGAUUCAUUUUCAUGAUUUCAUGUUGAACGUUCAUAGCCGUUUGCAAAGGCACAAGGGUUUAGCAGAUCCACUCGAAGUUGUAGCCAGAGAAAUAGCCGACGAUUCGAUCUUACUAUGUCUAGAUGAAUUCAUGGUGACUGAUGUUGCAGAUGCUAUGAUACUGAAUCGGCUCUUCAGACAUCUGUUCAGCAAUGGCAUCAUUCUUGUAUCUACUUCAAACCGAGCUCCCGAUAAUCUCUACGAAGGAGGAUUGCAGAGAGAUCUCUUCCUACCCUUCAUUUCCACAUUGAAGGAAAGGAAUGUGGUUCACGAGAUUGGUUCAUCGGUAGAUUACCGGAAACUGACUUCGGCCGAGCAAGGUUUCUACUUCAUCGGGAAAAACCUGUCGACCCUUUUGAAGCAGAAGUUCCAGCUACUGAUCGGAGACAGUAUCGCGGGUCCACAAGUAGUAGAAGUCGUGAUGGGAAGAACAUUACAGAUUCCAUUAGGCGCCAAAGGAUGUGCUUACUUUCCUUUCGACGAAUUAUGCGACCGCCCUCUCGGAGCUGCAGAUUAUUUCGGGCUCUGCAAGAGUUUCCAUACUCUUGCUCUGGAAGGAGUUCCGGUUUUCGGGCUUCAAAACCGGACAGCAGCCUAUAGAUUCGUCACUCUGGUAGACGUGAUGUACGAGAACAAGGCAAGGCUGCUGUGUACGGCAGAAGGCAGUCCUCAAGAACUAUUCGACAAGGUUAUGACAGUGUCGGACGCUAAGCACAGGUCUCCUCGGACAUCGUCGAGAUCGAUCAAGAACGAUAGCUCCGACAUCUGUGUGGACAACGAGUUAGGUUUCGCAAAAGACCGAACCAUCAGCCGAUUGACCGAGAUGAACAGCAAAGAGUACUUGGAGCAACAUGCCAUGUCCCUGAAUCAGUAGAUUACCAAAAACAGUGACAAGAUUCAUCAUAUGAUCGUUCAUGGAUUCAUUAAUAUAUGGUCAUUAAUUGUAUAUUAAUAUUUUGGACCGUGACGAUUCAUCCCUCUCAAGAACAGAUAGCAUGCGCAUGACUUUGCAGGAUGUUUCAAUCAAAGAAAUGAAAGAAAUAUUGCUAA
Messenger RNA from Tarenaya hassleriana, 2151 nucleotides. Its product is annotated as lactation elevated protein 1. The transcript is spliced from 15 exons. Gene Ontology annotation, molecular function: ATP binding; ATP hydrolysis activity. Bases 491 to 1975 code for a protein of 494 amino acids. Lineage: Eukaryota; Viridiplantae; Streptophyta; Magnoliopsida; Brassicales; Cleomaceae. Gene Ontology annotation, cellular component: mitochondrion; cytoplasm; chloroplast. The record is from RefSeq and is a predicted model, not a curated record.